Molecule: messenger RNA, 1497 nt
Organism: Actinia tenebrosa (Australian red waratah sea anemone)
Lineage: Eukaryota; Metazoa; Cnidaria; Anthozoa; Actiniaria; Actiniidae
Product: golgin subfamily A member 6-like protein 7
Source: RefSeq, a predicted model, not a curated record
AUGCGGGUAGCACUUCCUCGAAUACCCAAUCACGAAACUCCACAGCUUUGGUGCAUACUUAUCAUUAAAGAAUUCCUCAGGGCUAAUUUGGUCGCCAAACUUACGCAUUGCCUCCCUGUAGAUAUCCCAAUCCUUCCAACUUUGAAGGAGGCCAUAGGUAGAACAACGGACGACAAGCUCCUAGCCGAUGUGCGGAAACGAUAUCCUAAAGCAAGCUCGACUCUUUUAGAGUUCCAAAGGGGAAACAAGGGGCAAAUCCAAGUCCGAUACACAGGCAGGGGAAAAUGGUACGACUUUUAUCAAAGCAAGAAGUCUAACGCACUUAAUAAUGCCCUUCCAAAGGAAAUAACGACGGCCUUAGGAAACCCUGACUUAUCCGUGUUGCAUGUUUUGACCAGCAAGGAAACUGUGAGGCUGCAAGAAGAAUUCAUCAAAGGCAUCAAAAUACCUAAAGCUACUAGCCAAAUACGCGCUAUAGCCGAAAUCCUCGAUAGAGAUCAAGGUAAACUCUCACAAAUACAAGCCACUAAGGAAAAGGUAGAGGAAAAGCUAGCGAGCUUACCGUCGGGCAGCAGUGAAACCUUACAGUCGCAACAGUCUUUGGAAUCCCUUGCGAUGCAGGAAGAAGCGCAGCAAAAGAUCAUAAACGAACACAGGGAAAAGCUUGACAAACUUACGCAGCAACUCGAGGAAAGAGAAAGCGAAUCAGUGACGGCGGCGGAGCACAUCGAAUACUUAAAGCAGACAAUGGACGAAAGAGAAGAGGAAUACAUGAAGCAAUAUCAAACGAUGUCGGAUUCUCACAAACGGGAAAGCGAGGACAAUAAACAGCGCAUCAGCACGUUGCUACAUGAAAGGGAUAAGGCUAGGAAAAACUUCGACCGUGCAGUUGCAGACGUUGGGGACAAAGACGCCGAACUCAGACGCGUGGGCGCACAGCUGGAAGCUUCAGUGAUGAAAGAACGGGAGUUAAACGCGCAAAUCRUCGUAAAGGAGGAGCAACUUAGGCAGGUAACGCAGGCUUACGAAGAUAUGGAGGCGCAGCUGGAAAGGCAGCAGGAAGCAGCCGCGGACCAAGGGCGCACUGAAGGGGAAAGGGAAGCAGCCCAAGCGGAAGCAGAAGCCCUUCAGGAACGCUUAACGGAACUGCGGGCGCAAAGGGAUGGUUUGGAAACGGAGUUGGGGAUUACCACCAAGGAAAAGAUAAAAAGAGCCCUUUUGAAGUAUGGCAUUCCGCUGGCAUUCGCGGUCGCUAUUUCGAGCGUACUAGGAGUAAUCCUAUCCGYGCUUAAGGCUACAGGCGCGGGAGUAAGCAAGUUGGGGUCUGGUUUGGCGGACUUGGGAAAAAAGAUGGCAGCCGGCUUGCCGGGGCUGCUUGGUAGCGUUCUUGGCCUGGCACUUAGGACCGGCGGAGAACUGUUAAAGUUUGUAGGGAAUAACAUCUGGAUCUUGGUCGUAGCUAUUGGGGUGGUACUCCUGAAGAAGAUGAAGGGUUAA